Molecule: messenger RNA, 777 nt
Organism: Fusarium fujikuroi IMI 58289
Lineage: Eukaryota; Fungi; Ascomycota; Sordariomycetes; Hypocreales; Nectriaceae
Product: related to RTM1 protein
Exons: 3
Coding region: 1-777 (258 amino acids)
Cellular component (GO): membrane
Source: RefSeq, a predicted model, not a curated record
AUGGCUAACAGAGUCUACUCAUCAGUCGAGGCCAUCGCUUUUGUUAGUCGCGCAGUCAGUGCCCGGGAGUCGCCGAACUACACCUUUGGUCCUUGUGUUGUACAGAAUUUACUUCUUCUUCUGGGACCCACAUGCUAUGCUGCAUCCAUCUACAUGGGUCUGGGACGAUACAUCCGAAAAUUGGAGGGGGAGCAGUUCUCGUUGCUUAAGCCGAACUGGCUGACGAAAGUCUUCCUCGUUGGCGACAUAGUAUCAAUUGCGCUGCAAGCGGUUGAUGGUGGAAAGUUCGUCAAGGUUGACACCGCAGACAACGAGACGACAGUAGAAAGCGUUGUAACUGCUGGCAUAAUGGUACAGCUCGUGUUUUUCACCCUCUUUAUUGCGCUGGCGACAUCGUUCCACUUCCUAUUUCUCAACAAGUCUCUAGUACAGCCUUACGGCUGGCAAAAGUUCAUGGUCGUCAUUUCCGUAGCAAGCGCACUCAUCCUCGUACGAUCGCUUUUUCGAAUGAUUGAGUACGUUGAAGGACGUGAUGGAGAGCUGCAAUCUAAAGAGGUGUAUAUCUAUGCCCUCGAUGCAAUUCCCAUGGCUAUUGAGCAUGCUGAGUUGUUUUCUCCUGAUAAACUAGACUGGAGAAUUGUUAUAGUGAAGGAUGUCCGCGACUCGGAUUUUCCAAAUCCCGAGUAUGUGUCACUCUCGAGGCUAGGUAUCGCGUUUCUCGCCCAUCACGUCAUUGUUGAUGGUAUGAGCGCCGUCACCUUUCAUUCCUCACUAUAA